Molecule: messenger RNA, 2774 nt
Organism: Mercurialis annua (annual mercury)
Lineage: Eukaryota; Viridiplantae; Streptophyta; Magnoliopsida; Malpighiales; Euphorbiaceae
Product: 65-kDa microtubule-associated protein 6
Exons: 12
Coding region: 583-2385 (600 amino acids)
Biological process (GO): microtubule cytoskeleton organization
Cellular component (GO): spindle; cytoplasm
Molecular function (GO): microtubule binding
Source: RefSeq, a predicted model, not a curated record
GAUCAUAUUUUUGUUUCUUUAGCACAUUUUUAAAGAUUUUAUUGUUUUUUCUGAACUUUUUUUGCAUUUUCUUGAAGUUUGUGAGUUGUGUUUUAAGAGGGUCCUCUUAGCUUUUAAAUCAAGAACCUUUCUUUUGUUUUUUUUAAUUGCCAAUCAUUAUCCUUUUUUUUCUUUCUGUUUUUGUUUUCUUGGUCUCUUUACUUUUCUUUAAUCUUUCUUUAAUUAUUCAUUUAGAAUAUUAAUAUUUAAAGAAUCAAGAAGGUGAAAUUUGAAGUUCAGAUCUGAGGCAGCUAAGUUUGUUUUCAAGAAAGAAAUAAUGUGUUUGUUAUAUAGUAUAAUAAUACCAAUUCUUUAGUUUUUUUCUUUAAUUAGCUACUCAUUUUCUACUUCUUUAAAAGGUUUUGAACUUUUUUUUUUCUUGAAAACAUUAUUAGUCUUUGCUUUUGUGUAAGUUUUUUUUGAGUUCUUGGCUCUUGUUCUUGAAGGGUUUUGUUUUUUCAAGGAAAAGGUUUAAUCUUUUCUAUCUUUGAGGGAGGCAAAGGAAAAGAAAAAAGGAGUAAUCUUUGAAAUUUUCUUGAGAAAAUGUUGGCUAUUGGGAGCCCAACAAUUAGUGUGCGCACAAGCAUUACUUGCAAUGCUUUACUCAGAGAGCUUGAGCAAAUUUGGAAUGAUAUCGGCGAAACUGAAGCCGAAAAGGAUAGAAUGUUAUCGGAGUUGGAGAGGGAAUGCUUUGAAGUGUAUCGGAGAAAGGUUGAGGAAGCUGGCAAUGCCAAAGCACGCCUUCAUCAGUCUGUUGCAGCAAAGGAAGCUGAACUUGCAACCCUAAUGGCUGCCCUUGGCGAACUUAAUAUUCAUUCACCGAUUCAAACAGGGAAAAAGGCAUCAUCAUUGAAACAGAAACUUGCAUCCAUUACACCAUUGGUGGAAGAUAUGAAGACGAAGAAAGAGGAAAGGAUGAAGCAAUUUGAUGAUAUUAAGGCACAGAUUGAAAAAAUCAGUGGGGAAAUUUCUGGAUACAGCAACUUUAGCAGUUCUAUGAUGAGUUCCAUAACUCUGGAUGAGGAAGAUUUAUCACUAAGAAAGCUUAACGACUAUCAAACGCAUCUUCGCACCCUUCAAAAAGAGAAGUCUGAUCGGCUACAUAAAGUGUUAGAAUAUGUGAACGAAGUUCAUUCUCUUUGUGGUGUGCUUGGGUUGGAUUUUGGCCAGACUGUUAGUGAUGUGCAUCCAAGCUUAAACGGUGUAAACCAAGAACAAUCCACAAACAUUAGCGAUAACACUCUGGAAGGUUUAGAACAGGCCAUUGUCAAACUGAAAUUAGAAAGAAAAGCUCGCAUCCAAAAGUUGAAAGAAAUCGUAGCAUCAUUGUUUGAGCUCUGGAAUUUGAUGGACUCGCCAAAAGAAGAGAGAAGUAGCUUCUUAAAAUUAGCAUCUAUUAUUGGAUCAGCGGAAUCUGAAAUCAUUAAGCCAGGUGUUCUCUCAACGGAGAUAAUCGAACAGGCAUCAGCAGAAGUGGAGAGGCUCACGAAACUAAAAGCAAGCAGAAUGAAAGAACUAGUAAUGAAAAGAAGAUUAGAAUUAGAGGAUAUAAGCAGAGUGACCCAUAUUGAACCCGAUACAAGUACUGCUGCUGAGAAAUCUAAUGCAUUGAUAGAUUCCGGUUUAGUGGACCCUUCUGAACUUUUGGCAAACAUUGAAGCCAAGAUAGUAAAGGCUAAAGAGGAAGCUAUAAGCCGAAAAGAAGUCAUGAAUAGGAUUGACAAGUGGCUGUCAGCUUGUGAGGAAGAAAAUUGGCUUGAAGAGUACAAUCUAGACAGUACCAGAUACAGUGCAGGGAGGGGCGGACACAUUAACCUUAAACGUGCAGAGCAAGCUCGAAUUACGGUUAGCAAAAUUCCAGCAAUGGUUGACAGUCUGAUAAACAAAACACUUGCAUGGGAAGAAGAAAAAGAGAUGUUAUUUCUCUACGAUGGGGUAAGAUUGGUGUCAAUUUUGAAUGAUUACAAACUUGCCAGACAACAGAGAGAAGAGGAGAAAAGGCGACACAGGGACCAGAAGAAACUCCAAGAUUUGCUGCUUACAGAGAAAGAAUUAAUGUAUGGCUCUAAACCGAGUCCGAGAAAAACUAACAGCUUUAGAAAACCAAACGGGUAUCGUGUAAAUGGAAAUGGUUCGAUGACUCCAACACCCCGUCGGAACUCAGCUGGUGCUGCAACUCCGGAGCUCCUCACUCCCCGAUCUUACUCUGGACGUCAAAAUGGAUAUUUCAAGGAAAUGAGGAGAUUGUCUACAGCACCACUCAACUUUGUGGCCAUAUCAAAAGAGGAAACAAUGUCAUUUGCUUCUGUUUGUGGUUCUGAGCCUGACUCUCCUCCUCAGGGUUAAGUUUAGUAAAACUGAGAAUGGUGACAUUGUAGAAGUUCUAUGACUGGACAUUGUUAGUCUAAGCAGUGGAAGCUUGUGAAUAUGAAACAGAUGUACACUAGUAAGGUUGUGAAUUGUUAGAACUCGGAGAUUGGCUACUGACACGUGCGUUGUUGAACAUCAGCUUCGGAAAGGGGGUUUGAAACACUCGUUACUCGUUAGAUUAUAGUUUGAAACUACUUGUUAACCUUUUCUACGUCUCGUUUUACAGUAUAGAGGAAAGCAGUAAUGGUAGUCUUAUAGCAGCAGUAGUAGUACACUGACCAUGCUUUUUUGUUGAUUUUGCUUGUGGUUUGCAUAUCUGUGUAUAAAACUGAAAUUGGUGUUAAUCAAGUAGUUAUUAUUGGAAA